Labeo rohita (rohu) is the source of this 1409-nucleotide messenger RNA. Its product is annotated as pentraxin fusion protein-like. The record is from RefSeq and is a predicted model, not a curated record. Lineage: Eukaryota; Metazoa; Chordata; Actinopteri; Cypriniformes; Cyprinidae. The transcript is spliced from 3 exons. The coding region runs from base 467 to 1144 and encodes 225 amino acids.
CAUUUUUAUAAACUCAACAUAACAUUUGGCAGAUUCUGCAAGGUAUAUGUAAACGUUUGACCUCAACUGUAAAUAAAUAAUAAUUUCAUGAAGUCAUAUGACACACAUUGACUGCUCCUGUGAUCUUGCAUGGGAAAACAGACCAAAGUCAUCUUUUAAAACCAAACAAAACAAAACAAAAAACAAUGGUGUCAUAAAUUUAGCUUGCUCUGUCUACUUGUCUGACAUUUGUCAUUUGUUUGCAUCUGUUCAUUUGGUUGACAGAGAAAUACAGAGGAAGAGACAUUUGAAAACGUCUUUGUGUCUCUUUAAUGAGUUUUUGGUCUCAUGAUCUUGUGAAUCCUCACACAGCAUCUUUUGUUGGUUUGUCUGAUGUCAUCACGGUGCAAGGAGGGAAGCGGCUCAGCAGCGUUUCUUUACUCGGAGGCAGAAAUAAACACCCUUCUGCUACGCAACCUGCAGCAAGAUGUUGGUGCCGGUGGUUUUAUUUUUCUGUCUGCUCUCUCUAAAACCAGCAGCUACAGAAGUGGGUCUUAUUGGUAAAGUGCUUCUGUUCCCGUACGAGACUGAUUUCAGCUACGUUAAACUCACACCUAAAAAGCCUCUGGGCCUCACAGCGUUCACUCUCUGCAUGCGCGUCGCGACGGAGCUCCAGGGCGAGCGGCAGAUCAUUCUCUUCGCCUACCGGACGCCCGACUUUGACGAGCUCAACGUGUGGAGAGAGAAAGACGGCCGAGUGUCCUUCUACCUCAGCGGCGACGGAGCUUUCUUCCACCUGCCUCCUCUCUCCACCUUCCGGGCUCACCUGUGCCUCACCUGGGCAUCGCGCACCGGACUCACGGCAUUCUGGGUGGACGGGCGCCGCAGCGCGUUUCAGCUGUAUAAACCCGGUCACAGCAUCCGUCCGCAGGGAACCGCUCUUCUCGGACAGGAUCCCGAUAAACACCUGGGGGACUUUGAGGCGGUGCAGAGUUUCGCUGGCGAGCUCACGGACCUGAACAUGUGGGACUACAUCCUCACCGGAAAUCAGAUUAAAGCGCUGUAUUUGAACCACGCGCAACGCGUGCCGAGAGGAAACGUGUUUGACUGGAACUCCAUCGAAUAUGAGAUUAAAGGAAAUGUGCUAGUCGUGCAAGAUGAUUGAAAUAUUCAAGCACAUACAACCGUAUCGUCUUUACAGAAUAUUGUGUUUAAUUAGAAAUACGCCUACAAUGCAAGUAAACAUGCUAACAUUUCAGCAUUACAAAGUAGUUUAAACAUAUUUGUGACCCUGCACCACAAAACCAGUCAUGAGAGUGUUUUUUUAUUAUUAUUUGAGGUUUACACAAAAGCUGAAAGCUAAAUAAAUAAGCUUUCCAUUGACAAAUGGUUUGUUAGGAUAGGACAAUAUUUGGAAAUAUUUUGAAAAU